Molecule: messenger RNA, 531 nt
Organism: Didymosphaeria variabile
Lineage: Eukaryota; Fungi; Ascomycota; Dothideomycetes; Pleosporales; Didymosphaeriaceae
Gene: FAP7
Product: factor activating pos9
Exons: 2
Coding region: 1-531 (176 amino acids)
Cellular component (GO): nucleus; cytoplasm
Molecular function (GO): AMP kinase activity; ATP binding; ATP hydrolysis activity
Source: RefSeq, a predicted model, not a curated record
AUGGCGCGCCAAAACCCCAACAUCGUAAUCACAGGCACGCCCGGCGUAGGCAAAACAACACACGCAGAGCAGCUCGCACAAAGUCUGGGCUUCACGCACGUCUCUGUGAACCAGAUCGUCAAAGACGAAGGCUAUCACGAGGGCAAAGACGAAGAGCUAGGCAGCUGGGUUGUAGACGAGGACAAAUUACUAGACCAUCUCGAAGGCACCGGUAUUUCAGAAAAGGGCGGCUACAUCCUCGACUGGCACGCGUGCGAGCUCUUCCCAGAGCGCUGGAUCGACCUCGUCAUCGUUUUACGCUGCGACUCCACCAUUCUAUACGACCGGCUGACGGCGAGAGGGUACAAGGGCAAGAAGCUCGAGGAGAAUAUGGAUAGUGAGAUUAUGCAGGUGUUGCUAGAUGAGGCGAGAGAGAGCUAUAGGGAGGAAAUCGUGGUGGAAUUGCAGAGUAGUGGGGAUGGAGAUGUUGAGGGAAACGUGGAGAGGGUGGAGAAGUGGGUUGAGCAGUGGAGAGCGAAUAAUGAAGGAUAG